Molecule: messenger RNA, 823 nt
Organism: Striga hermonthica
Lineage: Eukaryota; Viridiplantae; Streptophyta; Magnoliopsida; Lamiales; Orobanchaceae
Source: the annotation of a GenBank genome assembly
UCUAUCAUAUAUUCUGUCCCAAUAGUGUUCCUCGAGGCACAUCACUCAUUUUGCUGUUAUCACAUCACAAAACAAAUGAGGCCUUUUGGGAAAUCCGUCUUGGAUAUAUUUUACAAGGCGGCAUAUUAUUAUCGACGUGAAAACUUCUAUCGCUACUUGUCAUCCAUCCAAAGCCUAAAACCCGAAGCAUUUAAAAAGCUAACUAGUGAAAUUCCGGUAAAUACUUGGGCGAGGUGUUUUACACCUGUACGGCACUAUGGGUUCAUGACAUCCAAUUCAUGCGAAAGUUUGAACAACAAACUCCGUUGGGCCAGGAUGUUACCCGUUUGCUCAGAGUUUACCAGACUUGCAGCUUUUGUUCCUGACUUGGUUCGCACGGAGGCCCAGAGAGUACAGCGCUUCAUUGACGGACUUUACCCAGCAGUCCAUCAUAACAUUGUAGGUCACGGGACCCAGACGUACGCUCGUGCAGUUUCUAUUGCCCAGGAGGUGGAUGCCAGCAUCAGGAGGAAGGCCAUUCGUGAUCGUCCUCAGCCAUCCGCCCCCGCCCAGUCAUCCGCAGCUCCACCAGCCCUGCCAGCUGCCCAACCGACAAAGGAGAAGAAGAGGAAGGGGAAGGGCGCACAGACCGACAGGAGGACUCGCCAGAGGCAGCAGCAGGUUCCACAGUGCCCCACAUGCAGACGUUUCCACCGAGGCGAGUGUCGCUUCGGCCAGGAUAUAUGCUAUUACUGUCACGAGCCCGGACACUUUGCUAACCGUUGUCCGAAGAAGGCACAGCAGCCCCAGCAGCCUCAGCAGCCUCAGCAGCAGCAGCAGCCCC